AUGACGCGAACCCGAUCAGCAACGACCGGCGACUUAAGCCACGACAUGUUACCGACCAUACGAUUUUCCGCAUUCUAUGAUGCACGUUCAAAUCGGCCGUCCCUUUCCUUUACGCCGAUCUCACGGACAUUACCUACCGGUAAAGAGGCGAUUAAGGUUGGCCGAUAUUCCGAACGAGAGAAUCAUGCCCUCGUCCCUAUCAACACACCGUCAUCUGCUCCCGUAGGCUUUAAGAGCAAGGUAGUGAGCCGCCGCCAUUGCGAAUUCUGGUUCGAAAAGGGGAAAUGGUACAUCAAGGACGUAAAAAGUUCUUCGGGUACUUUUCUCAAUCACAUUCGUCUGAGUGCGCCAGGCACCGAAAGCAAACCUUUCCCCAUUAAUGAUGGCGACAUAGUGCAACUCGGAAUAGACUUUAAAGGUGGAGAAGAGAUGAUAUAUCGAUGCGUCAAGAUGCGCAUAGAGCUAAACAGAGGCUGGCAAUCGAAACCCAACACUUUCAACAUGGCAACACAUAAACGGUUACGAGAUCUAACCUCAUCUUCGUCGGCCCACGCCCAAGAUUGUUCCAUUUGUCUAAACGCGAUAGCACCUUGCCAAUCUCUCUUCGUCGCACCUUGCUCUCAUACUUGGCACUACAAAUGUAUCCGGGAAAUGUUAACUGGGCCAUCAUCGCCAAUCUUCAUAUGCCCGAAUUGCCGAGCUACUGCCGACCUGGAUGCAGAAGUAGAUGAGCCGUCCGACGAAUGGCAGCAACUGGACUCGGGCAUGGAAGAUGCCCAAGAGGAGAAGCCUGCACACCUGAUUUCUCAAGCAAAAGAGAUAGUUGAAUCACCCGCAACCUCGCCAGUUGAUAGCACCGGUGACGAGCAUCAGUCGUCUCACGAAGUUGACGUAGGAGAUGUGACAAUGCAGAUCGAUGGCAGCGUGCUGCAGACGGGUUUGCUGAGGCACGCUGCGACGGAGCCAGUCCCGAUACCAAAUGCGACACCUCGCAUGGGUAACGGUGAUCGGUCCGCAACAAAUCGAACGCCAUCUCCGAAUCAUCACCCGUUGGUCAACGGUCAUGAGGGACCCAUCACCCCCCGUAAUGACGCGGGGCCGUGGGUAUUUGAUGGCAAUCCCGCACGAGUUAGCCAGGAGAGCACUAGGCGAAAUGGCAUGAGUAGUCUAGAUGCGGCAGCGCAGGCGGGAGUCGAUAGAUCAUAG
Annulohypoxylon maeteangense is the source of this 1206-nucleotide messenger RNA. RefSeq names its product RING finger protein. Gene Ontology annotation, biological process: negative regulation of septation initiation signaling; protein ubiquitination; ubiquitin-dependent protein catabolic process. Bases 1 to 1206 code for a protein of 401 amino acids. The transcript is spliced from 3 exons. Gene Ontology annotation, cellular component: cell division site; mitotic spindle pole body; ubiquitin ligase complex. The record is from RefSeq and is a predicted model, not a curated record. Lineage: Eukaryota; Fungi; Ascomycota; Sordariomycetes; Xylariales; Hypoxylaceae. Gene Ontology annotation, molecular function: protein binding; ubiquitin protein ligase activity.